AUGAUGAUCGAGAAAAGGAGGCCCCUGGACUCUGUGGAGGAGGUGAGGGACAGGAGGCCCCUGGACUCUGUGGAGGAGGUGAGGGACAGGAGGCCCCUGGACUCUGUGGAGGAGGUGAGGGACAGGAGGCCCCUGGACUCUGUGGAGGAGGUGAGGGACAGGAGGCCCCUGGACUCUGUGGAGGAGGUGAGGGACAGGAGGCCCCUGGACUCUGUGGAGGAGGUGAGGGACAGGAGGCCCCUGGACUCUGUGGAGGAGGUGAGAGACAGGAGGCCCCUGGACUCUGUGGAGGAGGUGAGGGACAGGAGGCCCCUGGACUCUGUGGAGGAGGUGAGGGACAGGAGGCCCCUGGACUCUGUGGAGGAGGUGAGGGACAGGAGGCCCCUGGACUCUGUGGAGGAGGUGAGGGACAGGAGGCCCCUGGACUCUGUGGAGGAGGUGAGGGACAGGAGGCCCCUGGACUCUGUGGAGGAGGUGAGGGACAGGAGGCCCCUGGACUCUGUGGAGGAGGUGAGGGACAGGAGGCCCCUGGACUCUGUGGAGGAGGUGAGGGACAGGAGGCCCCUGGACUCUGUGGAGGAGGUGAGGGACAGGAGGCCCCUGGACUCUGUGGAGGAGGUGAGGGACAGGAGGCCCCUGGACUCUGUGGAGGAGCCUCUCACAGCCGCUGGACGCUCACAGCCGCUGGACGCUCACAGCCUCUCACAGCCGCUGGACGCUCACAGUCUCUCACAGCCUCUCACAGCCUCUCACAGCCUCUCACAGCCUCUCACAGCCUCUCACAGCCUCUCACAGCCUCUCACAGCCUCUGGACGCUCACAGUCUCUCACAGCCGCUGGACGCUCACAGCCGCUGGACGCUCACAGCCGCUGGACGCUCACAGCCUCUCACAGCCUCUCACAGCCUCUCACAGCCGCUGGACGCUCACAGCCUCUCACAGCCUCUGGACGCUCACAGCCUCUCACAGCCUCUCACAGCCGCUGGACGCUCACAGCCUCUCACAGCCGCUGGACGCUCACAGCCGCUCACAGCCGCUGGACGCUCACAGCCGCUCACAGCCUCUCACAGCCGCUGGACGCUCACAGCCGCUCACAGCCUCUCGCAGCCGCUGGGCUCACGCUCACAGCCUCUCACAGCCGCUGGACGCUCACAGCCGCUCACAGCCGCUGGACGCUCACAGCCGCUCACAGCCUCUCGCAGCCGCUGGACGCUCACAGCCGCUCACAGCCUCUCGCAGCCGCUGGACGCUCACAGCCGCUCACAGCCGCUGGACGCUCACAGCCUCUCACAGCCGCUAGACGCUCACAGCCGCUGGACGCUCACAGCCUCUCACAGCCUCUCACAGCCGCUGGACGCUCACAGCCGCUCACAGCCGCUGGACGCUCACAGCCUCUCACAGCCUCUCGCAGCCGCUGGACGCUCACAGCCUCUCGCAGCCGCUGGACGCUCACAGCCGCUCACAGCCUCUCGCAGCCGCUGGACGCUCACAGCCUCUCACAGCCGCUGGACGCUCACAGCCCUCACAGCCUCUCACAGCCGCUGGACGCUCACAGCCUCUCACAGCCUCUCACAGCCUCUCACAGCCUCUCACAGCCGCUGGACGCUCACAGCCUCUCACAGCCGCUGGACGCUCACAGCCUCUCACAGCCUCUCACAGCCUCUCACAGCCGCUGGACGCUCACAGCCUCUCGCAGCCGCUGGACGCUCACAGCCUCUCACAGCCUCUGGACGCUCACAGCCUCUCACAGCCGCUGGACGCUCACAGCCUCUCACAGCCUCUCACAGCCGCUGGACGCUCACAGCCUCUCACAGCCUCUCACAGCCUCUGGACGCUCACAGCCUCUCACAGCCGCUGGACGCUCACAGCCUCUCACAGCCGCUGGACGCUCGCAGCCGCUGGACGCUCACAGCCUCUCACAGCCGCUGGACGCUCGCAGCCGCUGGACGCUCACAGCCGCUGGACGCUCACAGCCUCUCACAGCCUCUCGCAGCCGCUGGACGCUCGCAGCCGCUGGACGCUCACAGCCUCUCACAGCCGCUGGACGCUCACAGCCGCUCACAGCCUCUCACAGCCUCUCACAGCCGCUGGACGCUCACAGCCUCUCGCAGCCGCUGGACGCUCACAGCCUCUCACAGCCGCUGGACGCUCACAGCCUCUCGCAGCGGCUGGACGCUCACAGCCUCUCACAGCCGCUGGACGCUCACAGCCUCUCGCAGUCGCUGGACGCUCACAGCCUCUCGCAGCCGCUGGACGCUCACAGCCUCUCACAGCCGCUGGACGCUCACAGCCUCUCGCAGCGGCUGGACGCUCACAGCCUCUCACAGCCUCUGGACGCUCACAGCCUCUCACAGCGGCUGGACGCUCACAGCCUCUCACAGCCGCUGGACGCUCACAGCCUCUCGCAGCGGCUGGACGCUCACAGCCUCUCACAGCCGCUGGACGCUCACAGCCUCUCACAGCCGCUGGACGCUCACAGCCUCUCGCAGCCGCUGGACGCUCACAGCCUCUCACAGCCUCUGGACGCUCACAGCCUCUCACAGCCGCUGGACGCUCACAGCCUCUCGCAGCCGCUGGACGCUCACAGCCUCUCACAGCCGCUGGACGCUCACAGCCUCUCACAGCCGCUGGACGCUCACAGUCUCUCACAGCCUCUGGACGCUCACACCUCUCACAGCCUCUCACAGCCGCUGGACGCUCACAGCCUCUCACAGCCGCUGGACGCUCACAGCCUCUCACAGCCUCUGGACGCUCACAGUCUCUCACAGCCGCUGGACGCUCACAGCCGCUGGACGCUCACAGCCUCUCACAGCCUCUCACAGCCUCUCACAGCCUCUCACAGCCGCUGGACGCUCACAGCCUCUCGCAGCCGCUGGACGCUCACAGCCUCUCACAGCCGCUGGACGCUCACAGCCUCUCGCAGCGGCUGGACGCUCACAGCCUCUCACAGCCGCUGGACGCUCACAGCCUCUCGCAGUCGCUGGACGCUCACAGCCUCUCGCAGCCGCUGGACGCUCACAGCCUCUCACAGCCGCUGGACGCUCACAGCCUCUCGCAGCGGCUGGACGCUCACAGCCUCUCACAGCCUCUGGACGCUCACAGCCUCUCACAGCGGCUGGACGCUCACAGCCUCUCACAGCCGCUGGACGCUCACAGCCUCUCGCAGCGGCUGGACGCUCACAGCCUCUCACAGCCGCUGGACGCUCACAGCCUCUCACAGCCGCUGGACGCUCACAGCCUCUCACAGCGGCUGGACGCUCACAGCCUCUCGCAGCCGCUGGACGCUCACAGCCUCUCACAGCCGCUGGACGCUCACAGCCUCUCACAGCCGCUGGACGCUCACAGCCUCUCACAGCCUCUGGACGCUCACAGCCUCUCACAGCCGCUGGACGCUCACAGCCUCUCACAGCCUCUCACAGCCUCUCACAGCCUCUCACAGCCUCUCACAGCCUCUGGACGCUCACAGCCUCUCACAGCCGCUGGACGCUCACAGCCUCUCACAGCCUCUCGCAGCCGCUGGACGCUCACAGCCGCUGGACGCUCACAGCCUCUCACAGCCUCUCGCAGCCGCUGGACGCUCACAGCCUCUCACAGCCGCUGGACGCUCACAGCCUCUCGCAGCCGCUGGACGCUCACAGCCUCUCACAGCCGCUGGACGCUCACAGCCUCUCGCAGCCGCUGGACGCUCACAGCCGCUCACAGCCGCUGGACGCUCACAGCCUCUCACAGCCGCUGGACGCUCACAGCCUCUCACAGCCUCUCGCAGCCGCUGGACGCUCACAGCCUCUCGCAGCCGCUGGACGCUCACAGCCGCUCACAGCCGCUGGACGCUCACAGCCUCUCACAGCCGCUGGACGCUCACAGCCUCUCACAGCCUCUCACAGCCGCUGGACGCUCACAGCCGCUCACAGCCGCUGGACGCUCACAGCCGCUGGACGCUCACAGCCUCUCGCAGCCGCUGGACGCUCACAGCCGCUGGACGCUCACAGCCGCUGGACGCUCACAGCCUCUCGCAGCCGCUGGACGCUCACAGCCGCUGGACGCUCACAGCCGCUGGACGCUCACAGCCUCUCGCAGCCGCUGGACGCUCACAGCCGCUGGACGCUCACAGCCUCUCACAGCCGCUGGACGCUCACAGCCUCUGGACGCUCACAGCCUCUGGACGCUCACAGCCUCUGGACGCUCACAGCCGCUGGACGCUCACAGCCUCUCACAGCCGCUGGACGCUCACAGCCUCUGGACGCUCACAGCCUCUGGACGCUCACAGCCUCUGGACGCUCACAGCCUCUGGACGCUCACAGACGCUGGACGCUCACAGCCUCUCGCAGCCGCUGGACGCUCACAGCUGCUGGACGCUCACAGCCUCUCACAGCCGCUGGACGCUCACAGCCUCUCACAGCCGCUGGACGCUCACAGCCUCUCACAGCCGCUGGACCGCUCACAGCCUCUCACAGCCUCUGGACGCUCACAGCCUCUCACAGCGGCUGGACGCUCACAGCCUCUCACAGCCUCUGGACGCUCACAGCCUCUCACAGCCGCUGGACGCUCACAGCCUCUCACAGCCGCUGGACGCUCACAGCCUCUCACAGCCUCUGGACGCUCACAGCCUCUCACAGCCUCUGGACGCUCACAGCCUCUGGACGCUCACAGCCUCUCACAGCCUCUGGACGCUCACAGCCUCUCACAGCCUCUGGACGCUCACAGCCUCUCACAGCCGCUGGACGCUCACAGCCUCUCACAGCCGCUCACAGCCUCUCACAGCCUCUCACAGCCUCUCACAGCCUCUCACAGCCUCUCACAGCCUCUCACAGCCUCUCGCAGCCGCUGGACGCUCACAGCCUCUGGACGCUCACAGCCUCUGGACGCUCACAGCCUCUCACAGCCUCUCACAGCCUCUCACAGCCUCUCACAGCCUCUCGCAGCCGCUGGACGCUCACAGCCGCUCACAGCCGCUGGACGCUCACAGCCUCUCGCAGCCGCUGGACGCUCACAGCCUCUCACAGCCGCUGGACGCUCACAGCCGCUGGACGCUCGCAGCCGCUGGACGCUCGCAGCCGCUGGACGCUCACAGCCUCUCACAGCCUCUCACAGCCGCUGGACGCUCACAGCCUCUCACAGCCUCUGGACGCUCACAGUCUCUCACAGCCGCUGGACGCUCACAGCCUCUCACAGCCUCUCACAGCCUCUCACAGCCUCUCACAGCCUCUCGCAGCCGCUGGACGCUCACAGCCUCUCGCAGCCGCUGGACGCUCACAGCCUCUCACAGCCGCUGGACGCUCACAGCCUCUCACAGCCUCUCACAGCCUCUCACAGCCGCUGGACGCUCACAGCCUCUCACAGCCUCUCGCAGCCGCUGGACGCUCACAGCCUCUCACAGCCUCUCACAGCCUCUCACAGCCGCUGGACGCUCACAGCCUCUCACAGCCUCUCGCAGCCGCUGGACGCUCACAGCCUCUCACAGCCUCUCACAGCCGCUGGACGCUCACAGCCGCUCACAGCCGCUGGACGCUCACAGCCGCUGGACGCUCACAGCCGCUGGACGCUCACAGCCUCUCGCAGCCGCUGGACGCUCACAGCCUCUCACAGCCUCUCACAGCCUCUCACAGCCGCUGGACGCUCACAGCCGCUGGACGCUCACAGCCUCUCACAGCCUCUCACAGCCUCUCACAGCCUCUCACAGCCGCUGGACGCUCACAGCCGCUGGACGCUCACAGCCUCUCGCAGCCGCUGGACGCUCACAGCCGCUGGACGCUCACAGCCGCUGGACGCUCACAGCCUCUUGCAGCCGCUGGACGCUCACAGCCGCUGGACGCUCACAGCCGCUGGACGCUCACAGCCGCUCACAGCCGCUGGACGCUCACAGCCGCUGGACGCUCACAGCCGCUGGACGCUCACAGCCGCUGGACGCUCACAGCCUCUGGACGCUCACAGCCUCUCACAGCCUCUCACAGCCUCUCACAGCCGCUGGACGCUCACAGCCGCUGGACGCUCACAGCCUCUCGCAGCCGCUGGACGCUCACAGCCGCUGGACGCUCACAGCCGCUGGACGCUCACAGCCUCUCGCAGCCGCUGGACGCUCACAGCCGCUGGACGCUCACAGCCGCUGGACGCUCACAGCCGCUGGACGCUCACAGCCGCUCACAGCCGCUGGACGCUCACAGCCGCUGGACGCUCACAGCCUCUCACAGCCGCUGGACGCUCACAGCCGCUGGACGCUCACAGCCGCUGGACGCUCACAGCCUCUGGACGCUCACAGCCUCUCACAGCCUCUCACAGCCUCUCACAGCCGCUGGACGCUCACAGCCUCUCGCAGCCGCUGGACGCUCACAGCCGCUGGACGCUCACAGCCGCUGGACGCUCACAGCCUCUCGCAGCCGCUGGACGCUCACAGCCGCUGGACGCUCACAGCCUCUCGCAGCCGCUGGACGCUCACAGCCGCUGGACGCUCACAGCCGCUCACAGCCGCUGGACGCUCACAGCCGCUGGACGCUCACAGCCGCUGGACGCUCACAGCCGCUGGACGCUCACAGCCUCUCACAGCCGCUGGACGCUCACAGCCUCUGGACGCUCACAGCCUCUGGACGCUCACAGCCUCUGGACGCUCACAGCCGCUGGACGCUCACAGCCUCUCGCAGCCGCUGGACGCUCACAGCCGCUGGACGCUCACAGCCUCUGGACGCUCACAGACGCUGGACGCUCACAGCCUCUCGCAGACGCUGGACGCUCACAGCCUCUCACAGCCUCUCACAGCCUCUCACAGCCUCUCACAGCCGCUGGACGCUCACAGCCGCUGGACGCUCACAGCCUCUCGCAGCCGCUGGACGCUCACAGCCUCUCGCAGCCGCUGGACGCUCACAGCCUCUGGACGCUCACAGACGCUGGACGCUCACAGCCUCUCACAGCCGCUGGACGCUCACAGCCUCUCACAGCCGCUGGACGCUCACAGCCUCUCACAGCCGCUGGACGCUCACAGCCGCUCACAGCCGCUGGACGCUCACAGCCGCUGGACGCUCACAGCCGCUAGACGCUCACAGCCGCUGGACGCUCACAGCCUCUCGCAGCCGCUGGACGCUCACAGCCGCUGGACGCUCACAGCCGCUGGACGCUCACAGCCUCUCGCAGCCGCUGGACGCUCACAGCCUCUCGCAGCCGCUGGACGCUCACAGCCGCUGGACGCUCACAGCCUCUCACAGCCGCUGGACGCUCACAGCCUCUGGACGCUCACAGCCUCUGGACGCUCACAGCCUCUGGACGCUCACAGACGCUGGACGCUCACAGCCUCUCGCAGCCGCUGGACGCUCACAGCCGCUGGACGCUCACAGCCUCUGGACGCUCACAGCCUCUCACAGCCGCUGGACGCUCACAGCCUCUCACAGCCGCUGGACGCUCACAGCCUCUCACAGCCGCUGGACGCUCACAGCCUCUCACAGCCUCUGGACGCUCACAGCCGCUCACAGCCUCUGGACGCUCACAGCCUCUCACAGCCGCUGGACGCUCACAGCCUCUCACAGCCUCUGGACGCUCACAGCCUCUCACAGCCGCUCACAGCCUCUCACAGCCUCUCACAGCCUCUCGCAGCCGCUGGACGCUCACAGCCUCUCACAGCCUCCUGGACGCUCACAGCCUCUCACAGCCGCUCACAGCCGCUGGACGCUCACAGCCUCUCACAGCCUCUGGACGCUCACAGCCUCUCGCAGCCGCUGGACGCUCACAGCCUCUCACAGCCUCUCACAGCCGCUGGACGCUCACAGCCGCUGGACGCUCACAGCCUCUCACAGCCUCUCACAGCCUCUCACAGCCUCUCACAGCCUCUCACAGCCGCUGGACGCUCACAGUCUCUCACAGCCUCUGGACGCUCACAGCCUCUCGCAGCCGCUGGACGCUCACAGCCGCUGGACGCUCACACCUCUGGACGCCUCUCACAGCCGCUGGACGCUCACAGCCUCUCACAGCCGCUGGACGCUCACAGCCGCUGGACGCUCACAGCCUCUCACAGCCUCUCACAGCCGCUGGACGCUCACAGCCGCUGGACGCUCACAGCCUCUCACAGCCUCUCACAGCCUCUCACAGCCUCUCGCAGCCGCUGGACGCUCACAGCCUCUCACAGCCGCUGGACGCUCACAGCCUCUCACAGCCGCUGGACGCUCACAGCCUCUCACAGCCUCUCGCAGCCGCUGGACGCUCACAGCCUCUCACAGCCUCUCACAGCCUCUCACAGCCGCUGGACGCUCACAGCCUCUCACAGCCGCUGGACGCUCACAGCCUCUCACAGCCUCUCACAGCCGCUGGACGCUCACAGCCUCUCACAGCCUCUCACAGCCGCUGGACGCUCACAGCCGCUGGACGCUCACAGCCGCUGGACGCUCACAGCCUCUCGCAGCCGCUGGACGCUCACAGCCGCUGGACGCUCACAGCCUCUCACAGCCUCUCACAGCCUCUCACAGCCGCUGGACGCUCACAGCCGCUGGACGCUCACAGCCUCUCGCAGCCGCUGGACGCUCACAGCCGCUGGACGCUCACAGCCGCUGGACGCUCACAGCCUCUUGCAGCCGCUGGACGCUCACAGCCGCUGGACGCUCACAGCCGCUGGACGCUCACAGCCGCUCACAGCCGCUGGACGCUCACAGCCGCUGGACGCUCACAGCCGCUGGACGCUCACAGCCGCUGGACGCUCACAGCCUCUGGACGCUCACAGCCUCUCACAGCCUCUCACAGCCUCUCACAGCCGCUGGACGCUCACAGCCUCUCACAGCCUCUCACAGCCGCUGGACGCUCACAGCCUCUCGCAGCCGCUGGACGCUCACAGCCGCUGGACGCUCACAGCCUCUCGCAGCCGCUGGACGCUCACAGCCGCUGGACGCUCACAGCCGCUGGACGCUCACAGCCGCUCACAGCCGCUGGACGCUCACAGCCGCUGGACGCUCACAGCCGCUGGACGCUCACAGCCGCUGGACGCUCACAGCCUCUCACAGCCGCUGGACGCUCACAGCCUCUGGACGCUCACAGCCUCUGGACGCUCACAGCCUCUGGACGCUCACAGCCGCUGGACGCUCACAGCCCUCUCGCAGCCGCUGGACGCUCACAGCCGCUGGACGCUCACAGCCUCUGGACGCUCACAGACGCUGGACGCUCACAGCCUCUCGCAGCCGCUGGACGCUCACAGCCGCUGGACGCUCACAGCCUCUGGACGCUCACAGACGCUGGACGCUCACAGCCUCUCGCAGACGCUGGACGCUCACAGCCUCUCACAGCCUCUCACAGCCUCUCACAGCCUCUCACAGCCUCUCACAGCCUCUCACAGCCUCUCACAGCCGCUGGACGCUCACAGCCGCUGGACGCUCACAGCCUCUCACAGCCGCUGGACGCUCACAGCCUCUCACAGCCGCUGGACGCUCACAGCCGCUCACAGCCGCUGGACGCUCACAGCCUCUCGCAGCCGCUGGACGCUCACAGCCUCUCACAGCCUCUCACAGCCGCUGGACGCUCACAGCCGCUGGACGCUCACAGCCUCUCACAGCCGCUGGACGCUCACAGCCGCUGGACGCUCACAGCCUCUCACAGCCUCUCACAGCCGCUGGACGCUCACAGCCGCUGGACGCUCACAGCCUCUCACAGCCGCUGGACGCUCACAGCCGCUGGACGCUCACAGCCUCUCACAGCCUCUCACAGCCGCUGGACGCUCGCAGCCGCUGGACGCUCACAGCCGCUGGACGCUCACAGCCUCUCGCAGCCGCUGGACGCUCACAGCCUCUCACAGCCGCUGGACGCUCACAGUCUCUCACAGCCUCUCACAGCCUCUCACAGCCUCUCGCAGCCGCUGGACGCUCACAGUCUCUCACAGCCGCUCACAGCCUCUCACAGCCUCUCGCAGCCGCUGGACGCUCACAGCCUCUCACAGCCGCUGGACGCUCACAGUCUCUCACAGCCUCUCGCAGCCGCUGGACGCUCACAGCCGCUCACAGCCUCUGGACGCUCACAGCCUCUCACAGCCGCUGGACGCUCACAGCCUCUCACAGCCUCUGGACGCUCACAGCCUCUCACAGCCUCUGGACGCUCACAGUCUCUCACAGCCGCUGGACGCUCACAGCCGCUGGACGCUCACAGCCUCUCACAGCCUCUCACAGCCUCUCACAGCCUCUCACAGCCUCUGGACGCUCACAGCCUCUCACAGCCGCUGGACGCUCACAGCCUCUCACAGCCGCUGGACGCUCACAGCCUCUCACAGCCGCUGGACGCUCGCAGCCGCUGGACGCUCACAGCCGCUGGACGCUCACAGCCUCUCACAGCCUCUCGCAGCCGCUGGACGCUCGCAGCCGCUGGACGCUCACAGCCUCUCACAGCCGCUGGACGCUCACAGCCGCUCACAGCCUCUCGCAGCCGCUGGACGCUCACAGCCUCUCACAGCCUCUCACAGCCGCUGGACGCUCACAGCCGCUCACAGCCGCUGGACGCUCACAGCCGCUGGACGCUCACAGCCGCUGGACGCUCACAGCCUCUCGCAGCCGCUGGACGCUCACAGCCGCUGGACGCUCACAGCCGCUGGACGCUCACAGCCUCUCACAGCCUCUCACAGCCGCUGGACGCUCACAGCCGCUGGACGCUCACAGCCUCUCGCAGCCGCUGGACGCUCACAGCCGCUGGACGCUCACAGCCGCUGGACGCUCACAGCCGCUCACAGCCGCUGGACGCUCACAGCCGCUGGACGCUCACAGCCGCUGGACGCUCACAGCCUCUGGACGCUCACAGCCUCUCACAGCCUCUCACAGCCGCUGGACGCUCACAGCCUCUCGCAGCCGCUGGACGCUCACAGCCGCUGGACGCUCACAGCCGCUGGACGCUCACAGCCGCUCACAGCCGCUGGACGCUCACAGCCGCUGGACGCUCACAGCCGCUGGACGCUCACAGCCUCUGGACGCUCACAGCCUCUCACAGCCUCUCACAGCCGCUGGACGCUCACAGCCUCUCGCAGCCGCUGGACGCUCACAGCCGCUGGACGCUCACAGCCGCUGGACGCUCACAGCCGCUCACAGCCGCUGGACGCUCACAGCCGCUGGACGCUCACAGCCGCUGGACGCUCACAGCCUCUCACAGCCUCUCACAGCCGCUGGACGCUCACAGCCUCUCACAGCCGCUGGACGCUCACAGCCUCUGGACGCUCACAGACGCUGGACGCUCACAGCCUCUCGCAGCCGCUGGACGCUCACAGCCUCUGGACGCUCACAGACGCUGGACGCUCACAGCCUCUCACAGCCGCUGGACGCUCACAGCCUCUCACAGCCUCUGGACGCUCACAGCCUCUCGCAGCCGCUGGACGCUCACAGCCUCUCACAGCCUCUGGACGCUCACAGCCUCUCGCAGCCUCUCACAGCCGCUGGACGCUCACAGCCUCUCACAGCCUCUCACAGCCGCUGGACGCUCACAGCCUCUCACAGCCGCUGGACGCUCACAGCCUCUGGACGCUCACAGACGCUGGACGCUCACAGCCUCUCGCAGCCGCUGGACGCUCACAGCCUCUGGACGCUCACAGACGCUGGACGCUCACAGCCUCUCACAGCCUCUCACAGCCGCUGGACGCUCACAGCCUCUCACAGCCGCUGGACGCUCACAGCCUCUGGACGCUCACAGACGCUGGACGCUCACAGCCUCUCGCAGCCGCUGGACGCUCACAGCCUCUGGACGCUCACAGACGCUGGACGCUCACAGCCUCUCACAGCCGCUGGACGCUCACAGCCUCUCGCAGUCGCUGGACGCUCACAGCCUCUCACAGCCUCUGGACGCUCACAGCCUCUCACAGCCUCUCACAGCCGCUGGACGCUCACAGCCUCUCACAGCCUCUCACAGCCUCUCACAGCCUCUGGACGCUCACAGCCUCUCGCAGCCGCUGGACGCUCACAGCCUCUCACAGCCGCUGGACGCUCACAGCCUCUCACAGCCUCUGGACGCUCACAGCCGCUGGACGCUCACAGCCGCUGGACGCAGAAGCUGCUCAUUACAAAGCGGCCGCAGAUGCCCCGGAACACUGCGGCCGCUGA
This is a messenger RNA of Knipowitschia caucasica, 12030 nucleotides long. NCBI's taxonomy places the organism in Eukaryota, Metazoa, Chordata, Actinopteri, Gobiiformes, Gobiidae. The record is from the annotation of a GenBank genome assembly.